Messenger RNA from Ananas comosus (pineapple), 1661 nucleotides. RefSeq names its product elongation factor 1-gamma 2-like. The transcript is spliced from 8 exons. The coding region runs from base 173 to 1444 and encodes 423 amino acids. NCBI's taxonomy places the organism in Eukaryota, Viridiplantae, Streptophyta, Magnoliopsida, Poales, Bromeliaceae. The record is from RefSeq and is a predicted model, not a curated record. Gene Ontology annotation, biological process: translational elongation. Gene Ontology annotation, molecular function: translation elongation factor activity; glutathione transferase activity.
AAAAAAAAAAAAAAAAACUGUUUUUUCCCCUAUAUAAUACACAAGCGAAGAAGCGGAGAGCAUCGCACCGUUCCCAUUUCCCUCGCCGCUAAUCUGUGGAAGGUUCCUCGGCGCCGUCCCCUUAAUUCAUCGUCGAAGAUCUGAGGUCACGGGGAAGGAUAUCGUCGAUUCCAUGGCGCUGGUUUUGCAUGCUGGGAAUACAAACAAAAAUGGGUUCAAGGCGCUUAUUGCUGCCGAGUACAAUGGGGUCAAGAUUGAGCUAGCAAAAAACUUUGAAAUGGGUGUUUCGAAUAAAACUCCAGAGUUUCUGAAGAUGAACCCUAUUGGGAAGGUUCCUGUAUUGGAGACACCUGAUGGUGCCAUUUUUGAGAGUAAUGCGAUAGCACGCUAUGUCGCUCGCUUGAAGGACGACAGCCCUCUUUAUGGUUCUUCCCUAAUUGAAUAUGCUCGUAUUGAGCAAUGGAUUGACUUUUCAUCGAUGGAAAUUGAUGCAAAUAUUGGAAGGUGGCUUAUUCCGAGGCUUGGCUUUGCUCCCUAUGUUCCUUCAGCUGAGGAAUUUGCUAUAUCCUCUUUGAAGAGGGCACUAAAUGCCCUAAACACCCAUCUCGCCUCGAACACUUACCUUGUUGGGCAUUCCGUGACUCUCGCUGACAUCAUAAUGACAUGCAACCUAUACUUCGGUUUUGCUAGAAUCCUGACCAAGAGUUUCACUUCGGAAUUCCCUCAUGUUGAGAGGUACUUUUGGACUUUGGUCAACCAACCGAACUUCGCCAAGGUAUUGGACGAUGUUAAGCAGGCGGAGACGGUCCCACCUGUUCAGUCGCAGAAGAAACCGUCUCAGCAGCCUAAGGAGCCAGCUAAGCCGAAGGAGGCGAAGAAGGAACCUAAGAAAGAAGCAGCACCAAAGCCCAAAGUACAGGAGACUGUAGAGGAGGAAGAGGAGGCGCCUAAGCCCAAACCGAAGAAUCCGCUCGAUCUGCUGCCCCCUAGUAAGAUGAUAUUGGAUGAGUGGAAGCGGCUGUACUCGAACACAAAAACCAACUUUCGUGAGGUUGCCAUUAAAGGUUUCUGGGACAUGUACGACCCUGAGGGAUACUCUUUAUGGUUCUGCGACUACAAAUACAACGACGAGAACACCGUUUCCUUUGUCACUUUAAACAAGGUGAGCGGGUUCCUGCAGCGAAUGGACCUGGCUCGCAAGUACGCUUUCGGCAAGAUGCUCGUGAUCGGGUCCGAGCCGCCCUACAAGGUGAAGGGGCUGUGGCUGUUCCGCGGGACGGAGAUCCCUCAGUUCGUGCUCGACGAGUGCUACGACACGGAGCUGUACGAGUGGAGCAAGGUGGACAUAAGCGACGAGGCGCAGAAGGAGCGGGUCAAUGCCAUGAUCGAGGAUCAGGAGCCGUUCGAGGGCGAGGCCUUGUUGGACGCCAAGUGCUUCAAGUGAGAAAGAAUCAAUUUUGAAGCUCGAAACUCGCCGUAACCGUUGUACCUCUCUGCGGUCUCAUUUUGAUUGAUAUUGGACUCUUAUCUAAAAAGUCUUUAGUUAGUUGUCUCAUUAUUCGCACUUGUUAUUAUAGGGUUAACGUGGUGCUCAUAUUAGAUAACAUUAGUUACCAAAGUUUUGCAACUUUGAGAGUUUAUAAUAAUGGUGGUUAAUUUAA